UUGCGCUUGCGCAAGUAUGGCGGCGCCCAGUGCGGCGAUGGAGGCGGCUGAGCUGGGACCGGAGGAGCUUGUGUGCGCCAGUGGGCGGAACCGCAAAGCCGUUCUUUGCCAGCGCUGCGGCUCCCGCGUCCUUUUGCCCGGAGCUGCAACCUUCACCCGCAGAGAGCUGUUUCUUCCUGCUAUGAAGAAGAAGACCGCUUUGGUGACAAACAGUGACCUAGAAGGGGAUGUUUUGCAGGACCACUGGCUAGUUGAGGACAUGUUUUCUUUUGAAAAUGUUGGUUUCACCAAGGAUGUUGGAAAUGUAAAGUUCCUGAUCUGCGCAGACUGUGAAAUUGGUCCUAUUGGCUGGCACUGCUUGGAUGAUAAAAAGAGUUUUUAUGUGGCCUUGGACCGUGUUUCUCAUGAAUGAAAUGCUCAUAGCUGACCAAAAGUGGCUCCUAGUCACCUGGUUACACCACAUUCUAAAUAACUUUCCAAGUUCAUGGCCUCCAUAUGCAGGCUUGAAACUGGCACAAAUGAAAUGCCCUUUUCAGAUGCAUCAAUUGAAAUAUUUGCUUAUAUUGUUUGUUCAGUUGCAACUCAUUUGUACUGACCAAAUUUGUACUGACCAAAUUUGUACUGAUAUUUAAUAAUGUCCAAUUAUGUGCAUAUACUUUGAAACACACAGUUCCAUGCAAAGUGGCAAUUCAAUUUCCUUAGUAAAAAAGGAAAGAUAUUCAGAAUUUUGUUCUCUGGAAAAUAAGUGUGUAAUACAACAGGGAAUAAGGCUUCUGAUUUUUGGGGAGAGGAGAGGUCAUACAAUAUUGUGAUUUAUGGCUUUCUGCUCUGUUCUGGAUAAAAGAGUAAACAUUUGUGAUUUUGAAUGUUUACCGAUAUCUAAUGUUUACAAAUAACUGAAUUUCCACUUCAAGAUCAUUGUUAAUUAAAAGUCAGUUACAGGUCAUCUUAAAUAUAAAGAUAGUCAAACUGCAGGAGGUAAUAAUGGAAAAUUGAAACUGAAUUUUUAAUUGAAUUGAAAUCAUGCAUUUUAAUGUAUGUAUUGUUUAUAUUGGAAGUACCAAUAGCUAAUGAAAAACGGCUCUAAUAGGUGUAAUCUUACAGUUUCUAAUAGAACCUCCAUUAUUAAUCUUUUUUUUAAAGUUACUGUAACACAACUCAUUACUGAAGCCCCUUGCAAUGAUAUGGUCAAUGAAUCACCCAGCAAUCAUUUAGUCUAGUUAAGAGUACUAUCUAAAUGUGGGUCCUUUAUUUUUCCUCUGUCUAGAACAGAGGUGUCAAACUGCCGGCCCACAGGCCGAUGCAUCACGUGGAAGCCAGGGGAAAAAAGUCUUGACACAUCGUGACAUGUCACAUGACGUGGUGACUUUGACACCCCUGGUCUAGAAGAAAAUAGAGAACUAAGCCAUGUUUUAUUCUCUGGCUUCUAUGGUGUACCAAACCCUUCAUUUAGAUGUCAAGUUUAGAGUGUUCUCCAAGACUUGGGAGUACGGUGGAUAUUGAACCAAUCAGUUGCCUUUAUUAUAUUGUACUGUCUGUUUGGCAAUAUGCCUGCUUCUUUUUUGUUCAAUUAUAUAAUUCCUUUUAGUUUUAAUUGUAAAACGUCCAGGGUUGUUUGGACUUGGGCUGCCUCUGAAUUUCAAUAAAUAAAAAUAGGCUGUGUGAAAGAUGGUCAGCUUAUUAGCUACAUGCUCUUCAUAGGAUGGACAACUCCCAGGGAGAGGGCAUGUUUAUAGCUUAAUCUUAACCAUGCUAAGUAUGACAUGAAUGCUGUUAAAAUGCUACAGUGAUUCUGGUUUCUCUGUGUUAAUUUAAAGAAAUAACGUUAGCUGAGGUUUGUUUUUUUUAUUUAAAUUUAUUGGGGUUCAUAAUGCUCCCACUCCAACCAUACAUCAAUUCAUGUUUGUGAAUUGUACAUGUAUAGGUUUUUCAUCUCUGGAUAUCUGUAUAAAAGUUUGGAUAUUCAGAAAUAAAGAUCAGUGGUACACAACACUGACACUGAACUUCAGUGAGUUCAGUUUUACUGCAGGAGUAGCUUUGUUACAUAAGCCAUUCUUCAGGCUUUGUUCAUGGUUUCUAAACGCUAUAGGUACCAAUUAUGUACAGGGUAGGAGUGCACAGCUUCCAAAGGUGAAUAAUGACUGUAAGGGACUGGUAUUGUGUCUAAUUUUGCACUUGGAUGUCAUCUUCACACUAUCAGCUAGCUGGAGAGCAAGCCCAAUUCAAUAAAGAAAAUUUGGGGCUAGAUAUUCCAAAAAAUGACUUUCUGGGUUCUGCUGGAUAAUUCAGCUGUCAUUGCUCUCUU
Protobothrops mucrosquamatus (brown spotted pit viper) is the source of this 2305-nucleotide messenger RNA. RefSeq names its product RAB interacting factor (gene RABIF). NCBI's taxonomy places the organism in Eukaryota, Metazoa, Chordata, Lepidosauria, Squamata, Viperidae. The transcript has 2 exons. Gene Ontology annotation, molecular function: zinc ion binding; guanyl-nucleotide exchange factor activity. Gene Ontology annotation, biological process: post-Golgi vesicle-mediated transport; small GTPase-mediated signal transduction. Gene Ontology annotation, cellular component: membrane; cytosol. The record is from RefSeq and is a predicted model, not a curated record. The coding region runs from base 17 to 412 and encodes 131 amino acids.